CCAUUUGGGCCGGAUUUUGAACGGUGUUUGGCCUCUGGCUUUCGGCGUUGGACCCUGCCGGCCUCUAGACCGGGCCCGAAAAUUUGCAAUUGGAGGAUCCCGUCGCGUCUCCUGUUUUCUUCAUUCUUUCUAUCUCCGUUGUUCCGAUUCUUGAUUCUGGUGCUGCGGGUUGUUUACAGGGCUGUUCAUCGGGGAUGGCAUGCGUCUGAAAGAACACCAUAUUCUAACUUCCGGUUCCAUCCACCGUCCAAUUCUUAUCUCGGGCACUCCCUACGAGCCCGCCGUCCCUGCAACCUACAAUUUAUCCAUUGCGACAGCGCACAGCGCACAACAGACGCCUCCGUGUCCCUUCGAACGUCCUCCCUCUUCGACGAAUAUAAUAUACCUUACCUUGCCUACCUUACCGCGCCCGCGCUCCCCUAAUAAUAGCAACACUCGCCAGCGAACGGGACAAUAUCAACCAACCCAACAUGAGCUGGUUAACCACCUUGUCGGGGUAUCUGACCCCGGGGUUCCUCGUGCUGUCACCGCUGCUCUCGUACAGUGACCAGGCCUACUCGAUGCACCGCGCAAAGUCGAGCGCCGGCUUCUCGCUCGACAUACCCCUCAUCAUGCUUGUGGCCUCACUGCUCAGGAUAUUCUACUACCCUGGUGCCAAAUUCGACAUUGCGCUCCUUAUACAAUCGCUUGUCAUGACCGUCAUGCAGGUCGUUCUUCUCAAGAUUGCGCUCGACCAUCGCCCCGCGCCCUCGUCAAAGGGCGGUGACGCUGCUGUCCCCUUCGCCAAAGUAAAUGAGCGAGAGAGACAACGGCCGUUCAACUUUUGGCAGUGGAGGUCUCCCAAACCAUACUGGCAGUUCAUAAUGUCCCUGUUUGUCGGCCUGGUGGCUUGCGAGCUCUUGCUCUCCCCUAUUCCGUCGGUGUACCAGGGGUACUCUUCCUUGAUCGGCUACAUCGGGCUCGCUGUUGAGGCUAUAUUGCCUCUGCCACAGAUUAUCGCCAAUGCGAAGUCCCGGACCUGCAAAGGUUUCCGGUUCUCCGUCUUGGCCAGCUGGCUGCUCGGUGACAGCAUGAAGAUGUUUUGGUUCUUCACCUCCAAGACGACCAUCCCAUGGGCGUUCAAGCUCUGCGGUAUCUUCCAGGCCUGCUGUGACUCCUUUCUUGGGGUUCAAUACUGGAUGUAUGGAAAAGGCCUAACUGAGAUCAAGGAGCAUGAGCUGCCCAGCACGGCAACUUGGGCCGAGCCCAAAGCCGAUAUUUUUGCAGGCGGGCGCCGCAGAGGUACUUCGGUGCUCCAAGCUCAAAAGACGACAUGAAUGAUGUAAACGAGUACAUAAUAUUAUAUAGAUCUUGUAAUAAAUUUUGAUGUGAUUGAAACACUCA
Molecule: messenger RNA, 1383 nt
Organism: Podospora pseudocomata
Lineage: Eukaryota; Fungi; Ascomycota; Sordariomycetes; Sordariales; Podosporaceae
Exons: 3
Coding region: 471-1316 (281 amino acids)
Biological process (GO): retrograde transport, endosome to Golgi; phospholipid translocation
Cellular component (GO): endosome; trans-Golgi network
Source: RefSeq, a predicted model, not a curated record